Messenger RNA from Populus trichocarpa (black cottonwood), 2196 nucleotides. RefSeq lists its product as uncharacterized. The record is from RefSeq and is a predicted model, not a curated record. Bases 1 to 2196 code for a protein of 731 amino acids. NCBI's taxonomy places the organism in Eukaryota, Viridiplantae, Streptophyta, Magnoliopsida, Malpighiales, Salicaceae. The transcript is spliced from 4 exons.
AUGGAGGAGAAGAUUUGCAGCGAGUUGAAGCUCACUAAGUUAAGGCAACAAAACUUCAACCGAAGUUUCAAUGAAAUUCACGAGCAAGCCUCUUCCUUUCUCUUACUCACUCUUCAAUGGAAAGAACUCCAAACUCACUUUGACUCCACUUUCAAUUCCAUCGAAGACUGCGCCAAAGAGCUUCACACGAAGGAACGGCAACUGGAGGAGAGAGAGAAGGAAGUUGAAUCGAAGUGGAAGGAGUUUGAAGAGCGGUGCGAAGAGUUUAUAAAGUUGAGAGACGCGGAGGUUGAGUUGGAGAGGAAGAAGUUGGAGGAGAGGCGGAAGGAAGUUGAAGAGAGGGAGGAGUUGAUGAGAGAGAAGUUUGUUGAUGAGAUUGAGUUGAAGGAGAAGGAAAUUGAGGAAAGGCGAAAGGAAAUAGAAGUGGAAAGGAAGAAGCUUGUUGAAGGGAUAAUGUUGAAGGAGAAGGAAAUUGAGGAAAGGCAAAAGGAAAUUGAAGUGGAAAGGAAGAAGCAACUCAAUGAAGGGUACAUGGAAGUUGCAUGUGUGAAGUUGAAGUUAGGGGAACAACUUAAAGAGUGUGAAUUGAAGGAGAGGUGGCUUGAGGAUAGGGCUUUGGAGAUUGAAUUGGAGAGGAAGAGAAAUGUGGAGUGUUUUGAAGAGCUUAAAUUGAAGCAAGAGGAAGUUGAAUUAGGGGCCAUGAAAUACAAGAGGUUGAUAGAGGAGCUUGAAUUGAAAGAGAAACAAUUUGAUGAAAGGUGCGAGGAAGUUGAAUUAGAGAGAAAGAAGCUAGUUGAAAAGCUUGAAUUGAAGGAGAAGCAACUUGUAGAGCAGCAGAAAGAAUCGGGGAAUAAAAAGUUUGUUGAAGGGGCUGAAUUGAAGGAAAAGCAACUUGAAGAGCGGUGUACGGUGGUUGAAUCGGAAAAGAAGAAACUUGAGGAACAGUCCAAGGAGAUUGAACUGAAGGAGAAACAUCUUGAAGAGCAGUUGAAAGAAGUUGAAUCGAAAGACAUGAAAAACAAGAAGUUUAUGGAGGAUUUUGAAUUGAAAGAGAAACAAUUUGAUGAAAGGUGCAAGGAAGUGGAAUUGGAGAGAAACAAGUUAGUUGAAAAGCUUGCAUUGAAGGAAAAGCAACUUGUAGAGCAGCAGAAAGAAGUUGAAUUGCAAAUCAAGAAAAUCAAGAAGUUUUUUGAAGAGGUUGAGUUGAAGGAGAAGCAAGUUGAAAAAAGGCGCCUGGUAGUUGAAUUGCGGAAUAAAAAGUUUGUUGAAGAGGUUGAACUGAAGGAAAAGCAACUUGAAGAGCGGUGUAAGGUAGUUGAACUGGAAACGAAGAAAUUUGAAGAACAGUCCAAGGAGAUUGAAUUGCAGAAGAAGCAUCUUGAAGAGCAGUUGAAAGAAGUUGAAUUGGGAAACAAGAGGGUUUUGGAACAAGCUAAAGGGCUUGAGUUGAAGGAGAAACAGCUUCUGGAGCGGUUUAAGGAUCUUGAAAUGGAAAUUAAGAAGUUCAUGGAUAAAUCUAGAGAACUUGAAUUAAAGGAGAGAAAACAUGAAGAACAGUGUAAGCAACAAGACGAGAAACGGAAACGAUUUGUUGAUACUGGUAAUACCCAUGUGAAGAUUGAGACACCAGAUGAUUUUGUGGUUAAGAAUGCUACAGAUGAUAAUCUCCGUCAUUUGUUGACUAUGGAUGGAAAGGCCUUGCAAAUAUUCUUAAAUAAGUCUCGAAAAUAUGACGAGAAGAUAAAAAAUGAAGUUCUUACCGCUCUAGGACUAUCAUCGGAUCCAGCAAAGCUUGUUUUGGAUGCAAUGGAAGGGUUUUACCCACCUCGUAUCUCGAAGGGUGAUGUGGUUUACAAUGGGAUUGUGGUAAAAAAGAGUUGCAAACUUUUGCUGGAGCAAUUAAUGGCAUUGUCACCACCAAUCAAGCCACAUGUGAGAGAAGCAGCAAGAGAGCUUGCGUUUGAUUGGAGGACCAAAAUGAAAAAGGAUCGUUAUUUAGAGGUUUUAGGAUUUUUUAGGCUCUUGGCUUGUUAUGGACUGGCUUCUGUUUUUGAUGCUUGUGAACUAUUCAAUGAUUUGGUGACUGUUGCUCAAGAGAGGCAGACCCCUGAAUUCUUACGUGUCCUUGGUUUAGUAGAUGAGGCCUCCCGUGGUACUAUGCUAGUUUAUGAUGUUGCACAGCUAACAUUAUGCUAG